Messenger RNA from Durusdinium trenchii, 2104 nucleotides. NCBI's taxonomy places the organism in Eukaryota, Dinophyceae, Suessiales, Symbiodiniaceae. The record is from the annotation of a GenBank genome assembly.
AGACAGUGUCCACAUUGAUGUACAUUCCUAAUCCUAACAAUGUUGAAACAUGUUGAAACUUAGCCAAAUGUUCUUCUGAAAGGGACGCAUAUGGCAUAAGGCCACAAAGGCUGAUGAUGGGACAGGGAGAGGGCCAUGUGACAUGUGGAUGAAUCUACUACAAGACUUGUGCCGUCGAUGGUGCUCGCAAGAGGCAAUACUGUGUUAUUUAGAGAGCGCCAACGACCAGUACUUAGAAGGUUUUGAGUCCUGAGGAUGAAAUUUGUAAUUGCUGGACAACCCUUAUAUUGUCAAAAAAAACCAUCACGACGCAUUGAUUGUGCUUUGCCCUUUUGGCUUGGGUAGAACUUGGUAGCAAGACCUCGUUAUGAGCCCAGACUAUGGCGGAGGACGAUGAUGGAACUGCACUUCAAGUGGUUGCUGGGCAGUCUUGCAAGCAUAUAAAAUUAAAAAUUCAAGGUCUUCCGUUUUGCAAUUUGAUUUCCAUUUGGAGUCUCAUGAUGCCUCAUGUAUUUUUCGAUAUUUUUUGCGAAGUACAAAGCCGAAUGCUGCGAACGAGAUGAACAGUUGGUUUCGCAUCGACAGCUAUUUGAUAUUUGCCAUCCAGGUGAAGGAGGACAAGGACCAUGAGAUCUUGGACACCCUCGACACCGAGGGAACCUGCGUUUUCACGCGUUCCCGUGGCGCUGUUGCAGAGAAAGGCCUGUGGCAUAGAUAUGUCCAUGUUUGGAUGCUCAACCUGCCAGACAGUUCCCUGCUGAUGCAACUUCGGGCUCCAGAGAAGAAACGCUUUGCCGGCAUGUGGAGCUGCACUACUGGCUUCGUAAUGUCUGGUUUGCCAUCUUUAGAAGCGAGUAAGCUUCACCUGGACAGAGAAUGUGGUCUUCGAUAUGAAGAUCAUAUGUACGAGUUUGUUUUUAGCUGCAAAAAUAUGUAUGUCAUCAACGGCGAGGAGGUGAGACAGCUGAUCGAUGUCUACGUGAUUGCGCUGAAACAUCCACCUGAGCUCGACAAGGACCUGGUACCUCAGGACAUCAAAGAAGUCACCGAGUUGAAGUACAUAGGAAUCGGAGAGCUGGAGCAGGCGUACAAGAAUCAGGAUCCAAACUUUGUCCUCACCGCAGCACCCGAAUAUCCGAGAAGACUCUUCCACUUCCUGCAUAAGAAGACUCGCAUCUACUGGGAGAUGCUUCCAAAGAUCGACUCUGAUGAGGAGCGGCACAACAAGAAAGGACAGCAACUGCUGGAUCGCAUUGGCGAUGUGAGCAUGCUCCGGAAAGCACAGGAUCUGGGCGUAAUCGUUGAGCCCUGCAAGAGGAUUGAUGCCUACAGCGAGAGCGUAUGGCACAGAGCAGUUCAUGUUUGGGUGUUCGAUGCCGAGAACUGUCGGCUAUUGAUUCAGAAACGUUCGCCAAAGAAGCGGCACUUCGGAGGAAAGUGGAAUUGUUCCACUGGACACAUCAAGAUGGGAGAUCCUGCGUUGCCGACAGCAGUCAAAUCUGUAAAAGAUGAUAUCGGGCUCACUGAUGUUUCCGAGAACGACUUAGAUUAUAUUUUCCAGACCUUAAUCGAAAUGGACACUGGUGGUGACUGCUUCGUGAAACAGGUGGUGGAUGUGUUUGUGCUUGAAGUCCCAAAUCAGGCAACGUACACCGCAGUGCCAGAGAUAGAGAACUUUUCCUUGGCAAGAGGUGAAGUUGACAGAGUUGCUUAUAUUGAGUUGGACCAGUUGAGAAAGAUAUGGGAAGCCACUCCUCCGCCUCCUGACUACGUGGUCUUCCCUUCCGAUGACUACAGCACUCGUUUUUUCUUCAACCUUAGGCAGAGGCAUAAGAAGUACCAGGAAAAGCUGGCAGCGGAGGAGGAGGGAGGUGAGGUUUGACCUGCACAAAUGGCCUGACUUUGCGGCUCAAAUAUUGGUGCUGCAGUUUGUUCUGUUCGCAGACAUUAGCGAGGCCAUUUCUAGAUCGAUGAUCGGGCGAUGCUGGAAAGACAGCACUGCCAGUUUCACGAGGCAUCCCGCUGAUGCGAAGGAGCGUCUCACCAAUCCUCACCACAAGACGUGGGCAAAAAAGUUGUCAAGUGUUCUUGACUUUGAUGAUAG